UGAAAUAAGAGCGUGGUUAUCAUCAUCCUCCCCACGAGAGAAAAAAAAUGUCUUGGUUUUGGAGAGAAGAGUGGUGGUGAAUCCGGUGAUCAUAGUCAUCCAAGAGAAGGGGAGAACGAUGGAGAGUCAGAGUCAGAGUCAGAGCCUGAGCCAGAGCCAGAGCCAGAACCCCUCCAAUAAGACAGCUAUUCUGGAUGCUCCCCUACACGCCAUGGGUUUCCAGCUUGAGGAAAUAUCCCCAACCAAGGUCUCCGGUCGCCUUCCUGUUACCUCCAAGGCUUGCCAGCCAUUUAAGGUGCUACACGGAGGGGUAUCGGCGCUGAUAGCAGAGGCGCUGGCCAGCAUAGGAGCACACAUGGCUUCAGGAUACAGAAGGGUGGCUGGGAUUCACCUCAGCAUCAACCACUUGAAGCGUGCGGACCUGGGGGACCUCGUCUAUGCAGAAGCCACCCCCGUUAACAUCGGCAACACCAUCCAGGUAUGGGGCGUCCAGCUCUGGAAGAUUGAUCCUUCAAACUCAGAAAUCAAGACCCUGAUUUCAUCAUCUAGAGUUACUCUUGUAUGCAACAUGCCGGUGCCGGAGCAUGCUAAAGCUGCCGGUGAAACUCUCAAGAAGUUUGCAAAAUUAUGAGCAUCUUGUGCUAAAUGAUGGUUUCAGUUGAAGUGUAGUUGUAUUCGAUCUUUUAUGAGUUGUUAUCUAUGGUCAGACCCUGAAUAAUCUCUGCAAACUGUCCAUGGUGCUAAGCUAAAGAUGCUUUCAUGAAUGGACCCAUGUAUGUAAUUACAAAAUAUGAUCUGUUCAGUAUUCUCCACAUUCAAGUUUCAACCACUUAGCAGGA
This is a messenger RNA of Vitis riparia (riverbank grape), 839 nucleotides long. RefSeq names its product 1,4-dihydroxy-2-naphthoyl-CoA thioesterase 1. The transcript is spliced from 3 exons. Gene Ontology annotation, molecular function: 1,4-dihydroxy-2-naphthoyl-CoA thioesterase activity. The record is from RefSeq and is a predicted model, not a curated record. Bases 119 to 631 code for a protein of 170 amino acids. Gene Ontology annotation, biological process: phylloquinone biosynthetic process. Gene Ontology annotation, cellular component: peroxisome. Lineage: Eukaryota; Viridiplantae; Streptophyta; Magnoliopsida; Vitales; Vitaceae.